UCAAAACAUUGUGAGCGCACGUUGUUUUUAAUUUUAUAACCAAUUUUUACAUACUUAUGUCGAAUUAAAUGUGAUAUUUUAUCGAAAUUGAAGAUGGUUAAAAGGGAUAAGACUAGUUCGAUUUCAGAAAAUGAGUCAAUAACAAACGAAAAUGGCAAAAGAUCGUUGGACACUAACACUAAAGAUAAUAAAACGAAAAGAAUCAGAGGUUUGUACAGACAACCAACUGUCGAGGAAUUAAAUCGCUUACAAGAAACAGAGAACUUAUUCAAUUCCAAUUUAUUCCGUCUUCAAAUAGACGAAGUACUUAAUGAAGUUAAAAUUAAAGAUAAAACAAUAAAAAGGUUCCAAGAAUGGUUCAAUGCACUAAAAGAACAUUUAAAAACAAUACCUGAGGAUGACACUGAAUACGAUUUGAGUGAGGACAAAAUUUACAAGCAUUUAGGUGUAAAAUCACCGAUAGGGAAGGAAUUAAGUAAAACAAAAUGUAUGUUCAAAUUUCAUAAAUUUCAAGAUAUAGAGAUUGUCGGUUCUUACGCUUUGGGCAACUCUAUUAAUUCCAAAUUAAUAAUUGACACACAGAUUACAGUACCAGCGGAGACUUACACUAAAAAUGACUCAAUAAAUUACAGAUAUCAUAAAAAACGUGCAGCAUACUUAGCAAGUAUUGCAUCUCAUUUGAAAGAUCUCGAAGUUAUAGAGGAACUUAAAUACAUCUACGUAAAUGAUUGUCAUACUAAACCGAUGCUAGAAAUCAAGCCGAACGGCAAAUUAAACAACAUAUUAGUCCGUGUAAACUUAUCCUGUAACCCUGAAGCGUACAAACUACACAGGUUCAGUCCUUUACGUAAUAAUUUGAGAGAAUCUUGGUUAUUUGAUGAAAAAGUUGAAACAACUCCUCCUCCCACACCUUAUUAUAAUAGUGGCAUUUUAAUUGAUUUAACAAAUGCAUUAAAUCAUGAAUUUUUAAAUGAAAUGUUUCUGAAUCGUGAAAAUUUAAAGCAAGCGGUAGUACUCUUAAAGAUCUGGCUCCGACAGAGAAAACUGCAAGUAUCUGGUUUUUUAAUCAGCAUGUUUGUUGCAUAUCUUGUGCAGAUAAAGAGAAUAAAUAAUAUUAUGAGUAGUUAUCAGAUUAUACGGAAUGUCUGGAUAUUUCUUAAAUCAUCAGAGUUGGAUACAAAAGGGAUAUCAUUGUUCAAAGGUACAGCAACUGUACCUACAAUAGAGGAAUUCCAUUCCAGUUUUCCAGUAGUGUUUAUUGAUAAAUCAGGAUAUUAUAACAUAUGUUGGGAUAUGCACAAAGGCACGUAUAAUGCGUUGAAGAGGGAAAGUUCAUAUGCUAUAGAAAUGUUGGACAAUCCAAAUAUAAAUAGCUUUAUACCAUUGUUUAUGACUCCGACUCAUGAGUUGUUGAAGUUUGAUCAUAUUAUAAGAUUCAAAAACCUCGCUUCUCUCAAAGAGAAAGUAUAUAACAAACUGUCAAGGUCUUCUCAAGUGAACUAUGGUGUGCAGCAACUAGCAUUAGUGACGGAAACUGUACACUCUGUGCUCAGCCGAGGACUGGGAGACAGAGCUGAGCUGGUGCUGCAGUUACUACAAGCUGAUCUCUCAUGGAGUGUUUACAAGAGUGUGGAUAAAGUCAAACUCAAACAUGAAGACAAGUUAUCAUUUGGUCUGGUGCUUAACUCGGAGAAUGUGAUGAAAAUAGUAGACAAAGGUCCCCCCGCUAACCUUCCUGAGUCAGAGGAAUUUAGGUCAUUCUGGGGAGAGAAGUCUGAGUUACGUCGCUUCCAGGACGGGUCUAUAACAGAGGCGGUGGUGUGGGCCGCCGACAGCCGCGCGCUGCCCACACAGAUCGUUGAUUAUCUCAUGAUGUUUAAAUAUGGAGUACCAUCAUCAGAUAUCUACCACAUGUGCGAGCAACUGGACAGCUUACUAGUAAGCAAGUCAGGGGAGUAUAUAGAAGAAAGCACAGCACAGGCUCAGCGUGCGUUUGACGAUCUACGCAGAGAUGUCCGCGCUCUCAACAAUCUACCUUUAGAUGUGACUGCUAUGUAUGGUAUAUCUCCAGUGUUCAGUUACUGCAGUGCUCUCGCGCAGCAGUUCUCGCUGCCAGUGCAACCACACCCUACGCAUGUGGACGUGCUCAAGAGCGGCCUGGUCUUCCGCCUGAGGAUAGCUCAUCCGAAGGAGGUGACCCUCCUGCAGAGGGAGACAGAGGAGGGUGUGGUGAAGCACAGAAGUAGUGAAGAAGCAGUGAAGCUGCAGUGCGAGACUGUGCUGCUGCCGAGGGUCAGAGGAGCUCUGCAUGGAUUACAGCAGAAGUACCCAGCGUACGGGCCCGCAGCGUGCCUCUUGAAGCGCUGGCUCUCCUCUCACCUCCUCUCGCCCCCCCACUUCCCCUCCACCCUCGCGGAACUCCUCACGUCAGCGGUGUUCCUCCGCCCAGCGCCGCUAGACCCGCCCUCGCAUCCGCUGCCCGCCUUCCUCAGAGCUCUGCGGAUACUGGCCGAUACAGACUGGGCCACGGAGAUGAUUGUUUUGGACUUCAAUAAUGAUUUGAAACGCGAAGAAAUAACAGAUUUAGAGCGUCAAUUCAACGAGACCGAACACAGACCGAAUAUGUACAUAGUGACGUCAUAUGACGGCGAUUUACCCUCGAUAUGGAGUAGGCAGGCGCCCAGCAAGGAAGUGCUGGCGAGAGCACAAGCGGUCGCACGAGCUACUCUCACUUAUUUAGAGAAAGCUUUGACAGAUGAAUACAAAGAUAAUGUAUUGGGUGUGUUCGUGCCUUCUCUAUCCGGAUAUGACGCCCUCAUCCGUUUGGCCACGCCCCUCGUGCCGCACGCCUCUGAGCGCAUAAGCCACGCCCACAAGCGCGCUAGCCACACCCACAACACGCGUCACAACGCCGAGGAUAUUGUAGAAGUUGUACCUGUGGUAGACUUCAACCCGGUGGAAAAAUACCUUAUUGAGUUAAGGAGCGCAUACGAUGAGUUCGCGUUGUUUUUCAACGACAGUUACGGCGGUGACGUCAUCGCGGUGCUGUGGCGGCCACAUAUACACGACCUUAGAGAUUUCCAGAUUGCAAAUGCCAACGCCCUGAUGCCAGAGGAAGUGAACGGCGAGACGAAAUACAAAGUGAACAAGGAAGCUUUGCUACAAGACUUCAGAAUACUUGGUCGUGGACUGGUUGAAGAUAUAACUGUCAAUUAAAAUAAUUUUAGCGUCAAUAUAAAUAUAAAACACUUAAAUAUUUAA
Papilio polytes (common Mormon) is the source of this 3261-nucleotide messenger RNA. It is a transcript of the gene Mat89Ba, whose product is annotated as nucleolar protein 6. Gene Ontology annotation, biological process: rRNA processing; tRNA export from nucleus. Bases 94 to 3216 code for a protein of 1040 amino acids. Lineage: Eukaryota; Metazoa; Arthropoda; Insecta; Lepidoptera; Papilionidae. The transcript has 14 exons. Gene Ontology annotation, cellular component: CURI complex; small-subunit processome; UTP-C complex. The record is from RefSeq and is a predicted model, not a curated record.